Molecule: messenger RNA, 7263 nt
Organism: Phyllostomus hastatus (greater spear-nosed bat)
Lineage: Eukaryota; Metazoa; Chordata; Mammalia; Chiroptera; Phyllostomidae
Gene: CR1
Product: complement C3b/C4b receptor 1 (Knops blood group)
Biological process (GO): negative regulation of complement activation, classical pathway
Source: RefSeq, a predicted model, not a curated record
UCUUCAGGUCAAUGCAGCCCCCCAGCCUAUUUUGAAACAGCCAAGCCUACAAGACCAAUUAGUGCAUAUGAGUUUCCCAUUGGAACAUCUUUGCAGUAUGAAUGCCGCCCUGGUUUCCAGAAGAGAAGUUUCUUUAUCACCUGCCUAGAAAACUCAGUCUGGUCAAAACCUAGUCAAAACUGUUCACGUAAAUCAUGUGGAUCUCCUCAAGAACCCAUAAAUGGCAAAAUGGAAAUAACUGGAGGCACCCAGUUUGGAUCAAUUAUUAAUUACUCUUGUAAUGAAGGAUACCGACUCAUUGGUGAAUCCUCUACUGCAUGCAUCAUUGUAGGCAAUAUUGUCACCUGGGAUAACAAAGUACCUGUUUGUGAGAGUAUUAAAUGUGAGCCACCCCCAGCCAUCGCCUAUGGAGAUUUCUCUAGCUCCAGUAGAGAGUAUUUUCCAUAUGGAACAGUGGUGACCUAUAGCUGCACUGAUCGAAAGACAAGGGAAAAGUUUGUCCUCGUGGGUGAGGAGUCAAUCUUUUGCACCAGCAAAGACAAUCAUUUCGGCACCUGGAGCGGCCCUCCGCCUCAGUGCCUCAUACCUAAUAAAUGCACUCCUCCAGAAGUUGAAAAUGGAAUAAGGAUGUCUGAGAACAGAAGCUUCUUCUCUUUAAAUGAAAUCGUGAGGUUUAGGUGUGAGCCUGGCUUCUUCAUGAGAGGACCCUCCAGCGUGCGAUGCCAGGCCCAAAACAGAUGGGAGCCGGAGUUGCCCAGCUGCUUCCGGGUGAAAUCAUGUGCCAACUUCCUGGACCAACUUCCUAAUGGCCGUGUGCUCCUUCCACUUAAUCUCCAGCUUGGAGCAAAAGUGUCCUUCGUUUGUGAUGAGGGAUUCCACCUAAAAGGCAGUUCUGCUAGUCAUUGUGUCUUGGCUGGAAUGGAAAGCCUUUGGAAUAGCAGUGUCCCUGUGUGUGAACAAAUCUUAUGUCCAAAUCCACCAGAUAUCCAUAAUGGAAGACACACAGGAAAACCUCUGGAAAUCUUUCCUUAUGGAAAAGAAGUAACUUACACAUGUGACCCCCACACAGACAGAGGGACGACCUUCAUUCUCACUGGGGAGAGCACCAUACGCUGCACAAGUGACAGUCAAGGGAAUGGGAUUUGGAGUGGCCCUGCCCCUCGCUGUGGACAUCCAGGUUACUGUAAUGCCCCAGGUCAUUUUCAAUUUGCUAAGCUGAAAAUCCAAACCAAUGAAUCUGAGUUUCCUGUUGGGACAUCACUAAAGUAUGAAUGCCUCCCUGGGUACUAUAGGAAGUCAUUCUCUAUCAGUUGUCUAGACAACCUGGAGUGGUCAAGUGCCAAGGAUGUCUGUCGACGUAAAGUAUGCAGAACUCCUCCAGAUCCAGUGAAUGGCAUGGUACACGUAGACACAGACACCCAGUUUGGAUCCAGAAUUAAGUAUACUUGUAAUGCAGGGUUUCAUCUCAUUGGCCACCCAUCUGCCAAAUGUAUCAUCUCAGAUAAUACUGUCAUUUGGGAUAUGGAGCCACCACUCUGUGAACGUAUUCAUUGCAGGCCACCCCCAGCCAUAGCCCAUGGAGAUUAUUAUGGCACCAACAGAGAGUAUUUUCCAUAUGGAACAGUGGUGACCUAUAGCUGCACUGAUCAAAAGACAAGGGAAAAGUUUGUCCUUGUGGGUGAGAAGUCAAUCUUUUGCACCAGCGAAGACAAUCAUUCUGGCACCUGGAGUGGCCCUCCGCCUCAGUGCCUCAUACCUAAUAAAUGCACCCCUCCAGAAGUUGAAAAUGGAAUAAGGGUGUCUGAGAACAGAAGCUUCUUCUCCUUAAAUGAAAUCGUGAGGUUUAGGUGUGAGCCUGGCUUUGUCAUGAAAGGACCCUCCAGUGUGCGAUGCCAGGCCCAAAACAGAUGGGAGCCAGAGUUGCCCAGCUGCUUCCGGGUAUGUCAGCCACCUCCAGAAAUCCUGCAUGGUAAGCACACCCUCAGUGACAGGGACAGCUUCUCCCCUGGGCAGGAAGUGUUCUACAGCUGUGAGCCUGGCUAUGACCUCAGAGGGGCUGCCUCUCUGCGCUGUACACCCCAGGGGGACUGGAGUCCCGCAGUACCCAGAUGCGCAGUGAAAUCAUGUGCCAACUUCUUGGACCAACUUCCUAAUGGCCGUGUGCUCCUUCCACUUAAUCUCCAGCUUGGAGCAAAAGUGUCCUUCGUUUGUGAUGAGGGAUUCCACCUAAAAGGCAGUUCUGGUAGUCAUUGUGUCUUGGCCGGAAUGGAAAGCCUCUGGAAUAGCAGUGUCCCUGUGUGUGAACAAAUCUUAUGUCCAAAUCCACCAGAUAUCCAUAAUGGAAGACACACAGGAAAACCUCUGGAAAUCUUUCCUUAUGGAAAAGAAGUAACUUACACAUGUGACCCCCACACAGACAGAGGGACGACCUUCAUUCUCACUGGGGAGAGCACCAUACGCUGCACAAGUGACAGUCAAGGAAAUGGGAUUUGGAGUGGCCCUGCCCCUCGCUGUGGACAUCCAGGUUACUGUAAUGCCCCAGGUCAUUUUCAAUUUGCUAAGCUGAAAAUCCAAACCAAUGAAUCUGAGUUUCCUGUUGGGACAUCACUAAAGUAUGAAUGCCUCCCUGGGUACUAUAGGAAGUCAUUCUCUAUCAGUUGUCUAGACAACCUGGAGUGGUCAAGUGCCAAGGAUGUCUGUCGACGUAAAGUAUGCAGAACUCCUCCAGAUCCAGUGAAUGGCAUGGUACACGUAGACACAGACACCCAGUUUGGAUCCAGAAUUAAGUAUACUUGUAAUGCAGGGUUUCAUCUCAUUGGCCACCCAUCUGCCAAAUGUAUCAUCUCAGAUAAUACUGUCAUUUGGGAUAUGGAGCCACCACUCUGUGAACGUAUUCAUUGCAGGCCACCCCCAGCCAUAGCCCAUGGAGAUUAUUAUGGCACCAACAGAGAGUAUUUUCCAUAUGGAACAGUGGUGACCUAUAGCUGCACUGAUCAAAAGACAAGGGAAAAGUUUGUCCUUGUGGGUGAGAAGUCAAUCUUUUGCACCAGCGAAGACAAUCAUUCUGGCACCUGGAGUGGCCCUCCGCCUCAGUGCCUCAUACCUAAUAAAUGCACCCCUCCAGAAGUUGAAAAUGGAAUAAGGGUGUCUGAGAACAGAAGCUUCUUCUCCUUAAAUGAAAUCGUGAGGUUUAGGUGUGAGCCUGGCUUUGUCAUGAAAGGACCCUCCAGUGUGCGAUGCCAGGCCCAAAACAGAUGGGAGCCAGAGUUGCCCAGCUGCUUCCGGGUAUGUCAGCCACCUCCAGAAAUCCUGCAUGGUAAGCACACCCUCAGUGACAGGGACAGCUUCUCCCCUGGGCAGGAAGUGUUCUACAGCUGUGAGCCUGGCUAUGACCUCAGAGGGGCUGCCUCUCUGCGCUGUACACCCCAGGGGGACUGGAGUCCCGCAGUACCCAGAUGCGCAGUGAAAUCAUGUGCCAACUUCUUGGACCAACUUCCUAAUGGCCGUGUGCUCCUUCCACUUAAUCUCCAGCUUGGAGCAAAAGUGUCCUUCGUUUGUGAUGAGGGAUUCCACCUAAAAGGCAGUUCUGCUAGUCAUUGUGUCUUGGCCAGGACAGAAAGCCUUUGGAAUAGCAGUGUCCCUGUGUGUGAACAAAUCUUAUGUCCAAAUCCACCAGAUAUCUAUAAUGGAAGACACACAGGAAAACCUCUGGAAAUCUUUCCUUAUGGAAAAGAAGUAACUUACACAUGUGACCCCUACACAGACAGAGGGACGACCUUCAUUCUCACUGGGGAGAGCACCAUACGCUGCACAAGUGACAGUCAAGGGAAUGGGAUUUGGAGUGGCCCUGCCCCUCGCUGUGGACAUCCAGUAUGUCAGCCACCUCCAGAAAUCCUGCAUGGUAAGCACACCCUCAGUGACAGGGACAACUUCUCCCCUGGGCAGGAAGUGUUCUACAGCUGUGAGCCUGGCUAUGACCUCAGAGGGGCUUCCUCUCUGCGCUGUACACCCCAGGGAGACUGGAGUCCUGCAGUACCCAGAUGCACAGUGAAAUCAUGUGCCAACUUCUUGGACCAACUUCCUAAUGGCCAUGUGCUCCUUCCACUUAAUCUCCAGCUUGGGGCAAAAGUGUCCUUCAUUUGUGAUGAGGGGUUUCAUUUAAAGGGAAAUUCUACUAGUUACUGUGUCUUGGUUGGAAUGAAAAGUCUUUGGAAUAGCAGUGCUCCUGUGUGUGAACAGAUCUUCUGUCCAAAUCCUCCCGCAAUCCUGAAUGGGAAACACACAGGAACUUCUCUGAGAAACAUUCCCUACGGAAAAGAAAUAUCUUAUACAUGUGACUCCCACACUGACAGAGGGAUGACCUUCAAUCUCAUUGGGGAGAGCACCAUCCGCUGCACAAGUGACAGUCACGGGAAUGGGAUUUGGAGUGGCCCUGUCCCUCGCUGUGAACUUUCUGUUCCUCUUGGUUACUGUAAAGCUCCAGAACAAUUUCUAUUUGCCAAGCCUACAACCCUAACUGAUGGGUUUGAGUUUCCAAUUGGGACAUCUUUGAGCUACAAAUGUUCCCCUGGGUAUUUUGAGAAUACAUUCUCUAUCACCUGUCUAGAAAAGUUGGUCUGGUCAAGUGCCAAAGAUAUCUGUAAACGAAAAUCAUGUGGAACUCCACCUGAACCCAUAAAUGGCAUGGUACAUAUAAACACAGAUACCCAGUUUGGAUCAACAGUUAAUUAUUCUUGUAAUGAAGGACAUCGACUCCUUGGUUCCCCGUCUGCUGCCUGUCUCCUCUUAGGCAGUAAUGUCACUUGGGAUAAGGAGGCACCUGUUUGUGAGAAAAUCUUCUGUCCAAAUCCUCCCGCAAUCCUGAAUGGGAAACACACAGGAACUUCUCUGAGAAACAUUCCCUAUGGAAAAGAAAUAUCUUAUACAUGUGACUCCCACACUGACAGAGGGAUGACCUUCAAUAUCAUUGGGGAGAGCACCAUCCGCUGCACAAGUGACAGUCACGGGAAUGGGAUUUGGAGUGGCCCUGCCCCUCACUGUGAACUUACUGAUUCUACUGUAUGCCCACCUCCACCCAAGAUGCACAAUGGGCAUUACACUGGAGGGGAUGCAUCUCCAUAUCUUCCUGGGAUGACAGUCAACUACAUUUGUGACCCAGGCUACCUGUUGGUGGGAAAAGCCUACAUUUUCUGUACACAUGAGGGAACCUGGAGCCAAUCUGACCAUUAUUGUAAAGAGGUAAAAUGUAGCCUUCCACAGUUUAUGAAUGGAAUCCAGAAGGGGUUGGCAAUGAGCAAAGAAUUUAAAUACAAAGCAAAUGUAACCUUGGAGUGUGAAAAUGGGAAUACUCUGGAAGGCAGUCCCUGGAGCCAGUGCCAGGCGGAUAACACCUGGGACCCUCCUCUGCCCACAUGCACAUCUCGCUCACGUGGCACUCUCAUUAUUGGCACAUCCUUUGGUAUGAUCCUUAUUGUACUCAGCAUUGUUUCCUGCUGGAUGAUUCUAAAGCGCAAAAAAGGCAGUAAUAGAGAUGAAGAAUCUAAAGAAGUAAAUAUUUAUUUACAACCCCAAGAAGGCAGCUGUGAUCAUGCACAAAGUCUGCAAACAAAUCAGGAACAUAACAGUGUCAUUCCUGGAUAAAGUACUAAAAAGCUGAAGAAUGCCUCAAAUUAAAAUCAUCAUUGGAAAAGAGCCAAUUCAUUGCAACAGAAUUAGACCUGAGACUCAUAAAUCCUUUGAAGUGACUUCACAGAGAUGCAGACAUGUGCACUGAAGAUGCUGAAGCUCUCCCAAUACCUCAAGAAGCUCCAUCCUCUUAGUUUGCACACUGUCACCUCUUUCCUCGUGCUGAAAGCACACACUGUCUGGUCGGAGGAAAGACUGCACUUAGAAUAUAUAAAUAGUGUCAAUUACUCAAAAGAAGAAGGUGUGACCUAGGAUUUCUGUUAAUAAGUUGGUCAUUUGUCUUUCUUAUGUUUAAUUGUUUAUGUAGAUGACUCUUGAACAAUGUGGGGGUUAAGUGGUCCCAUCUAAAUAGAAAAGGUCUUUCCGAUUUGUGGUUUGCUAAAUUCUGGAUGUGAAAUCCCAGGAUAUGGAGGGCCACCUGUAUAGUUAUUAAAAAAUAUCCACAUAUAAGUGGUCCCAUGAAGUUCAAACUCCUGCUGUUCAACUGUUAACUGUAAUAUGGAAUGGACACAUUUAAGGAGAAUUGAGAAAGCGCAGGAGGAAGAUAUAAAAAACAAAUGUCACCUAUAACUAUACUACCCAAUGAUAACCACUGUUAAUGUUUGAAUUCAUUCUUUCUUUGUAUAUGUUUCUUUAUACACACACAUAUAUAUUUCUUUCUUAAAUACCUUCCCUUUUGUUUAUAGAGCAGAAUCCACUUUUUAACACAGAUUGAAGUAAAUGUAUGCUAUAUCAUUUUUCACUUUCUAAAGAAAAAUAAGUAAUUUCUGCUUACUAAAAUCACAUUAAAUGACUAUAGGAAAGUUGGGUCAAGAAUAUUCAUGGGAAAUGUCUGGGAAAAAUAAAUUUUGAAUACUUCCUAAGGUCUAUAUCAAAAGUACUUUGUACUAUGUUCUGUUUUAAAAACAUACUAAAAUUUAAAUAAAAGGAUAUAAAAGUAUCUUAUUUACUUAUAUAAAAGUAUCUUAUUUUUAAUAAGUUCAGAAUAAACUAAAUUUAUUAAGGAACAUGUCUUUUAAGAAUUUAUCAAAUUAAUACACAAGUAUUGACACAUUCUUAAUAAGUAGCCCCAGAGUCUUUAAAAAAUCCACAUCCUUACAGAUCAAAAAUGGCCUCACAUUUUUUAUCUGAAAAGCAGAAAUUAUAGAUCAUAAAUUCAUAUGGUGUGAUAUUAUGGACUAUGCUGAUAAUCUCUAGAAAAUAUCACUCUUUCUUGAUUUUAAGAAUAGAUUUGUGUAUGACUACUGCUAACUCCCGUGCAAUUCUGGUUUUAGUAGUUCUUUUAAAGCAUAUUCUGCCACAUUUACACUGAUAAAUAUAAAUAGUGAAUUGGACAUCAACCAGAAGGUCAAUUUAAAAUCAUGAAAGAAAAAAAAAAGCAGCAUAACCAGAAAGCCAGCUGACAAAGUGGGAGAAAAAAAAUGCAACAUAUCACAGUCAAAGUGUCACAGGCUUGACUGAGAGUUAGUAAUUCAAAGACCAGCCCUCCCCUUCUUCUCCCAAAGCGGGCAAAAGAUAUUUCUACAAGUCCCAGAAAGAGAGAGACAGAGAGGGAGAGGGAGAGAGAAGAAAGAAGGA